Messenger RNA from Peromyscus leucopus (white-footed mouse), 1747 nucleotides. It is a transcript of the gene Crtap, whose product is annotated as cartilage associated protein. Lineage: Eukaryota; Metazoa; Chordata; Mammalia; Rodentia; Cricetidae. The coding region runs from base 112 to 1314 and encodes 400 amino acids. Gene Ontology annotation, biological process: peptidyl-proline hydroxylation to 3-hydroxy-L-proline; collagen fibril organization. Gene Ontology annotation, molecular function: collagen binding; protein binding. Gene Ontology annotation, cellular component: endoplasmic reticulum. The record is from RefSeq and is a predicted model, not a curated record. The transcript has 7 exons.
GAGGUCUGCGGGCCGGACGGGGCGGGCCAUGGCCGGCGUCCCCGCCUCCCCACCCGGGCCUGCCGCGUCGCGCGUCCUCCGCCCUGGGCUCGGGUCAGCGGGCCACGCGCGAUGGGGUCCCGCGGCCCUGCGGCCGCGUUGCUGGUGCUGCUGUGUGCCGGGUGCGCGCUGCCACCCGGGCGCGCACAGUACGAGCGCUACAGCUUCCGCAGCUUCCCGCGGGACGAGCUGAUGCCGCUCGAGUCGGCCUACCGCCACGCGCUCGACCAGUACGGCGGCGAGCACUGGGCCGAGAGCGUGGGCUACCUGGAGGUGAGCCUGCGGCUGCACCGCCUGCUGCGCGACAGCGAGGCCUUCUGCCACCGCAACUGCAGCACGCCCGCGCCCGCGCCCACGCCCGCCGGCCCCGCUAGCCACGCUGAGCUGCGCCUCUUCGGCGGCGUGUUGCGCCGCGCGCAAUGUCUCAAGCGCUGCAAGCAGGGCCUGCCCGCCUUCCGUCAGUCGCAGCCCAGCCGCGCGGUGCUGGCCGACUUUCAGCAGCGCGAGCCCUACAAGUUUCUGCAGUUCGCGUACUUCAAGGCCAAUGACCUCCCGAAGGCCAUCGCUGCCGCUCACACCUACCUUCUGAAGCACCCUGACGACGAGAUGAUGAAGAGAAACAUGGCAUACUACAAGAGCUUGCCUGGAGCUGAAGACCACAUUAAAGACUUGGAAACCAAGUCAUACGAGAACCUGUUUGUCCGUGCGGUGCGGGCCUAUAAUGGGGAGAACUGGAGGACGUCCAUUACGGACAUGGAGCUGGCACUCCCCGACUUCUUCAAGGCCUUCUAUGAAUGCCUGGCUGCCUGCGAGGGCUCCCGGGAGAUUAAGGACUUCAAGGACUUCUACCUGUCCAUAGCAGAUCACUAUAUAGAAGUACUGGAGUGCAAGAUUCAGUGUGAGGAGACCCUGACCCCAGUCAUAGGAGGCUAUCCCGUGGAGAAAUUCGUGGCCACCAUGUACCACUAUUUGCAGUUUGCUUAUUAUAAGUUGAACGACCUGAAGAACGCAGCCCCCUGCGCCGUCAGCUACCUGCUCUUCGACAAGAACGACAAGGUCAUGCAACAGAAUCUGGUCUACUACCAGUACCACAGGGACAAGUGGGGCCUCUCGGACGAGCAUUUCCAGCCCAGACCUGAAGCAGUUCAGUUCUUUAAUGUGACUACGCUCCAGAAAGAACUGUACAGCUUUGCUCAGGAGCACCUAAUGGAUGACGAUGAGGGAGAGGUUGUGGAAUACCUGGAUGACCUGUUGGAGGCGGAAGAGGCUGGCUAGUCCACAGCAACUAAAGAGACUUCUCUUCUGGGUUGCCUUUUCCUCGAGUGCCUGGGUUGAUGAUACCUCAGAGCCUUCCCUUUUCAAAGGAAAGGGGAGCCACCAUCUCUUACUAUGCGGAACCGGGGUCCAGCCUGCCCUCCCUGUGUUCACACCGGUCUACCCACCUUCCCACCUGUCUUCUCUGUACUCACAUUCGUCUUCAUGGUCACGUGUCUCCCCAGCCAUCUUCCUCAUGUUCACACCCGUCUUUCUUCCCACCCACACCUUCCCAUCAUCCCGUCUGUCCCCCAUGUUCACAUUUGUCUUGUCCUCCCCAGAAAGACAGUCUUCUGUGGUCUGUUUUUUAAUCCCUGAAAAAAAAAAUCAGUAUUAUUUUUUAAGUAAGAAAAACACUAAAAGAUGAUAAAUAUAUUUGAAGAAUUCUUUGGUC